Epinephelus lanceolatus (giant grouper) is the source of this 3677-nucleotide messenger RNA. The record is from RefSeq and is a predicted model, not a curated record. NCBI's taxonomy places the organism in Eukaryota, Metazoa, Chordata, Actinopteri, Perciformes, Serranidae.
CAGUUGCGCAGCACAUAAUAAAACUAAUGGUGCUUUAUAUUUUCAGUGAUGUAAACUGCACCAUCUGCCUGGAUCACCGAGGGGACCACUGUGCCAGGCUUACAUGUACUCUAUGUCGGUCGUCCAGAUGACAUGAAAUAUAAUCUGUGGAACAGAGGCUGACAGAAAACUGUCAGAGAAGUAGUUGUAAUAGCUUCUUGCGUCAUAAUGGUAAUCCGUGUGUAGUAACUUGUUCUCCUGAAGUCUGCUGUCGGCUGCAGUAAGUGCAGGCCUUUUGCUUUCUCUCUGCACUUUGAGGAAAUAGAGUGGGACGCACUUGGCCUGAAUUAGUGGCGCACCACUUCCCAUAAAAGCCUUUCAGAUCAGGAAGACAGCUCGGGCAGUUUACUGAGGCACGCAGCGAAUGACGGUCGCCUUUCCACGGACUGGAUCGUAGCUGAGUUGGAUUUUUCUUUCCGAAGAAGUGGAUUACAUGUCGCAGCAUGGAGUCAAGGAGUCGAGUUCAAAACCGGAUACCAUUUUUCCUGCUUAUUUUGGGCAAUGUUGCCACAGCUCUCUCUGGCCUAAAUCUUGACUGUACCAACGACUAUGUAGACUUAAUGUUUUGCCACUUUGACGCGCAAAACUGUGAGGGAUACAAUCUGACUCUCCAGAGCCACUACGACAAUGGGAUGAGGCAUUGCAAUCCCACACAGUGUGGCAUGGGACCGUGUUGUUGCACUUUAGACGAAAUGAUACUUGUCUCGGGGGAGACUCACUCAGCCACAGUUUGGAAAGGAGGCAAAAUCAUGGAGUCCAAAAUCAUCAGCAUCAGAGACAGCAUAAAGCCCAGAACCCCAACAAUCACCUCAGUGAAAGAAUCUAAUGGGAAUUUUCAAAUCCUGUGGAAAACAAACCACGAGGGCUUUUUCAGUGAAGACUUGACCGCUGAGGUGAUUUACCAUAUAAAAGGAGACACACAAAAGGUUAAUAAACCUGUCAAACCGACUACGUUCGAAGGACAGAAUUACUAUGAAAUACCUGGUGAAGACCUGGAGCCGAGCAAAACAUAUGCAGUCUGUGUGAGAAGCUACACAAACAGGAGUGACAAGUUCAGUGACAGUAGUGAAGAGUGGGAAUUCACAACCCCUAUGGCUGCUUACAUCCUGCCCUUGGUUAUCAUCAUCAGCCUCAGUGUUGCUGCAGUCAUCAUCAGCAUUACUGCAUAUUGCUGUUAUGUAAAGGUGAAAACAAAAUGGUGGGACACAGUUGCCAAAUGUCCAAAUCCCAAGAUUUUCAUUAUGCAUCCAAGUGAGCAAGAGCUCUUGAAGCCAGUGCCACCAACCAUCUCCUCUAUCUGUGUUGAGCCCUUUGUUCCAGACGACAGCAAACCUUGGUCGGAGUCACUGCGAGACACCAGCAGUGGGAGCCCUCAACAAAGCAGUGGGAUCAGUACUGGCUCUUCUUGUCUCAGUUAUGCUCAAACUGAGCCUGCUGACAUCAUCGCUGGUGUUCAGGAUGCCCUUGUUAAAGCCUUCCCCAACAUCAGCCCGAUAUCACCUUUGACCACCAUUUCACUUAAUCCAGAAGUAAACAAAGACAGUGGUCUGUUUUCUCCUUCAUACGACCCUUGUGGUGUCCGAGCUGAUGAUGUGAGUUCUGGAUCAUCUUGCUUUGACAAUAAAACCUAUUCCAUCCUCAUUCCAAGCUGCUCAAAGGAGAUGACGACAAACUGCUCCGAGGUCCAGACGCAGGCUGAUAUGCUGCGUGACUCUACAUACCAUCCUUGUGCCAGUGACGAUGUGACCUGUGUCGACCAGCAGGCAUCAGCUUGUUCACUUUUGACUUCGCCAGUGGUUUCAUCUCUCAUACCAAUGGAAAUGUCGUAUCAGCAGUGCACUGUAGAUACUGGAGGAGAUGCAGAAGCCUCCAGUUUGUCCUCCACCUCUAGUGGCACCAGCACAGUGGCAUCAUGUGAUCCGGUCUCCAGAGUUGAGACCAGGUGCGAGAGCUUCGAUGAGGCGACAAAGCCACAUGGAAAAACUGAAGGGGAAUUCGUAUAUGAUGAAAAUCCUUGCUAUGGCAGUGUGCCUGUAGGCGCACUCAGCUUUCCUCUAGUGGAUGACAACUACCAGUCCUUUCAGAAUCUGGUGGAGCAGCCUAAUAUUUUGUUUUCAGAGGAGAGAAGUGGUGAGGAGGAGCCACAGUUGAACAAAUGUCCAGAGGAAACAUUCACCAAGAUGCCUCAAAGCUUCUUAGGCCCAGCUGUUCCAGGUUUUAUGAACAGUUUCCAGGGUGACCAGUGUCCCUCUGAGCUCCAGAGACCCUUUCUCCCUUUGAUCCCUGCUGAGCAGUCUAUGCCAGUCAUCACAGACAGCGGCUAUCAGAGUGUGUAGCCCUGAAUAUAUAUGCAUUCAUUUCUUGUGUGAUUUUUUCACUUCUUUAAGAAGGUUAUAUUAUGCUUAUUUUCAAGUUCAUACUUGUAUUUUGGGUGUCUACUAGAACAUGUUUACAAUCUUUAAUUAAAAGAAAAAACACACUUUAUUUUCCCCAUAUUGUCUGCUGUAGUUGGUCAGCAUUUCCAGGUCUUCUGUAACUCUGUCUUUGCAGCAGGGGGAAUUAAAGUAAUCAAAUUUUUUACAGCCCUUUCUAGAGUAAGAUAUCAUCAGUAAAAGCUUCUAAAGCAAAAUUGGACAUGUUCAAGCAGGAAUAUGAUUCGAAACUGUGGAAAGAUCAUCAGCAGCCAAGAUUCCACGAGGGUCCCCUUUAAGCUAUUGAGAAACACUGUUGACAAAUGAAGAAGAUGGGAGAGUGGGUGAGAAGGAUGUAACAGACUGUAAAGUGCUGAAAUUUGUAAUAUAACGUCUGUUAAAACAUUAAUUAAACUUAAAAAAGGCACCAAAAAGCUCACCUCAAGAUCCAUUUAGUUUAGACGUCUGCUGAUGAAGAGCAUGUGAUGUGUCUGAAAGCUCCUGAACACUUAAUAAAUGGACUUUGAGUUGUUUUGUUUGCUCAUCUGUGACAUGACUGUUUUAAAGGCUGUCGCACAUUUUGAUGGGGAGAAAGAAGAAAACUCAGCUUUGCACCUUAAGAACAGCUGAUUUGUUCAGUUUGUAAAUAUUUUGUGACUGUGUAUGACCGCAUUUGAUGUGAAACAUUUGUAAACUUUGUACAUAAUAAUAUGUCAUAUUCAACUCAUAGCUCAUUGGAAAUGUAUUACUUAAAUAUGUAGCGCACACUGUCACUGUGUAUCAUGUAUAACCAGCUAUUACAGCAUUAGUAAGACUUCAGUGUAAUGUUAGGUAACAGAUGAGUCAUUUAUGUUAAAUUAUUUCAGUCUCUCUCUCUGAAUUUGAUUUGACCAGAGGAGCCAUUGCUAGAGAACAGCAUACCGAGCUGGCAGUACUGAGCUUUUAAGGAAAAUUACAUCCGAAUAAACUGAACCCUGCGUCUGAAACAAGUCACAACAAUCAGCUGUCAUAAUGACCUUGUGCUUUUCAGGGUUAUGAAAUUACUUCCUCAUUUCUCUUCCAUGGAACAGCUGAGCUAAUUCCACAGAAGCACACGUCACCUUCAAACCGCAGCAAAUACAUGGAACUCUUGGAAAGUCAUUUUACUAUAAACGUGUAAAGAGAUGUUGAUACUCUUGGAAACAAAACAAUGUGUAAAUGUUGUUAAAAUAAAAUCUGUUCAUAUUA